Messenger RNA from Polistes canadensis, 3923 nucleotides. RefSeq names its product heat shock factor protein 1-like. Lineage: Eukaryota; Metazoa; Arthropoda; Insecta; Hymenoptera; Vespidae. The transcript has 12 exons. Gene Ontology annotation, molecular function: sequence-specific DNA binding; DNA-binding transcription factor activity. The record is from RefSeq and is a predicted model, not a curated record. The coding region runs from base 282 to 2291 and encodes 669 amino acids. Gene Ontology annotation, biological process: regulation of DNA-templated transcription.
AAAAUAUUACAAAUAGAAUAUAGAAAUACGUUAGUGUAACGAUUAAGGUAUUUUAAUAAUACUCUGUCGGUAUAUAAGAAAUUAAUUCCAUUUGGAAAGUCCCUAUUGUCGCUUAUUAAAGUAGUUUACCCUCUUCACCCCACCUUUAACUAAAUGCUUGUAGCAGAAUAACAUCGUCAGUGGUCGGCCAUUAUUGUGAAAUAUAAAGUUGUUCCAUAUUUGUGUUAAAACAGAAGUAUAUUAAAAUAAUUAUCAUUAGUAGUUUAAGUUUAAUUAUAAAAAUGCAUACAAUACCAGAAUUGGGUACCGGUGUACCUGCCUUUCUUGCUAAACUUUGGAAACUUGUUGAAGAUCCUGAGACCGACAACCUCAUUUGUUGGUCACCUAAUGGACGAAGCUUUUACAUACGCAAUCAGGCACAAUUUGCCAGAGAAUUAUUACCACAUUAUUAUAAACAUAAUAACAUGGCUAGCUUUGUGCGACAACUUAAUAUGUAUGGUUUCCACAAAAAAGUUUCCGUAGAAUUAGGCGGCUUAAAAUGUGACAGGGAUGAAAUGGAAUUUGCGCACCAAUAUUUUUACAAAGGUCAUCCAUAUCUCGUUGAACAUAUUAAAAGAAAAAUCGCAUCAAAUAAAGGCCAAGAUCCAGCUCUUACCCCUAUUAAGCCAGAACUAAUGAACAAAAUGUUAACAGAAGUAAGAAGUAUGAGGGGUCGCCAAGAACAUUUAGAUUCACGACUAGGUUCCAUGAAAAGAGAGAAUGAAGCAUUGUGGAGAGAAAUUGCGAUGCUCAGGCAAAAACAUUUAAAACAGCAACAAAUCGUUAAUAAAUUAAUUCAUUUCCUUGUCACAUUAGUGCAACCGUCAAGAAGUGCAGGACUUUCUGUUAAAAGGCGGUACCCAUUAAUGAUAGAUGAUUCUAAUCAUCAGUGUAAAGGAAAUAAAAUUUCCAAGGCACAGACAUCUCCAACGGGGCCUGUUAUUCACGAACUUGAUUCUUCCGAACCAGAUUUAGACUCUGGAUAUAUAGUCGCUGAUAUAUUAGAUAAUCAGCCUCAUCCGGCAAUAGAAAGCCCCGAACAUCCCAAUAAUGAUUCAUCAUUUAUUGAUGAUGAUGGUAUGGAAACCAUACAAUUGGUGGAUAAUGCGGUUCAUUUUCAAAAUGACGAUAUUAGUUUGGAGAUGGACACAAAGAAGAAACGACCCUGUAAGGGUAAGAAAAAGAGGAAAAACAAGAUGCCUGUCAAAAUUUUGAUCCCACCGACGGAGAAUGGACAAGAGUCAAGGGAAGAAAUACAUUAUCUCGAAAUACCUACCGUGGAGGACUCUCCUGUGACGGUUGCCUUAUUGGAGAACAAUACAAUAGCUUCUAAACCAGUCCCAUUGGCGACCGUUCGUAGCUCCAAGUUAGCAGCUAUGGCUGCUAACAUGAGUAAAUCCAACGAAGUUGAAACCAACGUUGAUCUUGAAACGACUGAAAUAGACGAUGAUAUUCAAGGCACUGACCCUUCUUUGGAGAAACUUAAAGACAUAUUAAUUGUUCCUGAAGUAAUCAAUAAUAAUGAUUUGGAGAUUGAUGAUAACAAGGAAGAGAAUAUCGAUAACAAUUCUGAUAAUGAAUCUAUAAGGCUUCAAAAUGAUUUAAUAAAUAUGAAUAAGGAACAAAAUAUACUAGACGAAGAUAAUCAGAUUGUUGCAGAUAAAAGUGAAGCAUCUAAUUUGUUGGAGCAACAAAAACAUACUUGCAAUAAACCAGACAGAAGUGACCCGGUAGACUUAUCCUUAAGUUGCGUCAAUCCUUCAGGCAUAUCAGGCGCUAAUUACAGGUUAGGAUCAAUGGAAGAAAUGGAUAAUCAUCUUGAGACAAUGCAAUCGGAAUUGGAAAACCUUCGAGAUAUCCUACGUGGUGAAGGAUAUAGUAUCGAUGCGAAUACACUUCUUGGGGUAAAUACAUUUUUGGGGUUAUUCGGUACUGAUGAUUCUUCAAUGCCUUUUGGUAUAUCCGUUAAUUCAGAUUUAGAUAUGAACGACGACAGAGAAGAUGAUAAAUCUACAGUUGCUGAUUCUUUAAGUGGAAAUGGUGGGGGAGAAUUAAUGGCAUAUAAUCCUGCGCCUAAUUUAUUAGAUUUUGAUGAUGAUAUUUUUUUAAAUGCUACCGCAGCGUCUCCAGUUAAUAAUUCAGUAAAUGAUGUGUCUUCAAGUAAUCUAUAUGCUUCAGAUCCCCUUGAUCUAGAAGAUAGUAAAGCCUCACUUCUUGAAUCUUACGUAGGAAGCAAUGAAAAUGAUUCAUAAAAUCUCCUUAAGUUUUGGAGGAAAGGCUACUGGAUUCUUAAUUACCUUACUGGUAAUAUCUCAUCAUUUUAAUUUUUUUUUAAAUAAAAUUUAAUCAAGAAAAAAAAUCCUAGAAACAGUAUCGGACAUUUAUUGUUGGAUGUAAAACAUAAGUAGUAUUAUAGAGAUUUCUUUUUCUCUCUCUCUCUCUCUCUCCCUUUUUCUUUACUUACAAUAGAAAGUAUAGCGUUAUAAAUCAAAUAACAUUGGUUUCAGCUAUAUAUAUUAAUAAUAAUACUAAAAGUUAUGAAAAAUGAAGAGAAACAAUUAAUUUUGUUGUAUUAUUUUACCAAUUUUCAUUAGUAAAGAAAACUAUAUACAAUGAAUCGCAGAUAUAAGUUAUUUUCUUUAUAUGUUCAUUUUUGUACAUAAAUAUAGAAAUAUAACGUCAAUAACAAAGUGUGAAGCCUGUUUUACGCAAUGUAGUUAGGUUCAUUAAAGUGCAAACUUUCUUUUAUAUAAUUCAUUUAAGGAGAUAAUAUACUGUUAGAAUGAGAAAUUUAAAUGACGUGACAUAUGUAAGAACAUGUUAAAAGAAAAAGAUAUGUUAUGUCAUUAUAUUAUAUUUUUUGCAUAACUGUUGAUUAGAUUAUUGUAUUAAUAUUAAAUCAAAAAUAUAUACAGUUAUAGUGUGUUUGUGUCUAAGAGAGAGAGCUAAGAUUUCAGCGUUCGACUUUCAUAUUUGAUAUUUGCUCGCUGUCGUCACACAAGCUUUCAAUUUAUCAUAGAUAUAAUAUACGUGAUCUGUUUUAAAGAAAAGCACACUAAUUGUAAAUUCGUACAUAUCUUUAUAUAUCGUUAAAUUACGAAGAGUUAGUUUUUUCUUAAUUAAUUUAUUUAAUAGAAAAUAAAAACAAACAGAAAUCAUUUUACACGAUGGUCGAUAAUUAAAACAAACGUUCCCAAUUUCUUCGUGUGAUUUAAUCUUAAAACACUGAAAUCUUAUGCUUAGUAAUUAUUUAUUAUUAAUAUUAUUAUUAUUAUUAUUAUUACAUAGUGAUUUUUGAAUUUAUUUUGAACAAACGAUUGUAAUUAUUACUUUGUGAGAUAUGUAACAUAUUAAUCACAUGUUUAUUCUAAUUUGCAGGUGAUUAUUUUUUUACGCUUGUUCACGGACAAAGCUUGUUUUGCUGUUAAUACAUCAAAGUAUAUCGAUGUGUGUACAAUAUAUAGCUAACGGUCAAUGAUACUUCUUAUUUCUUUUUUCUUAUUCUUAGUCUCGUUUUUUAAACAUUAUAUACAUAUAUAGAAUUAACAAGUUUUUCUUUCAUGUUACUAUAGUUUUUUUGUUUUAAUUAUACAAAUACGUAAUUCUAUUUUUUUUGUCAUAAUACAAACUAUGAUACGUUGCUCUACUUAUUAACAUCUUACAAUUUUAGUUUAUUUUAAUUCUGAGUUUAAAUAGACAUUUAAAUAACUAAAGAUAAUGGUAUUUAAAAAUAGUUGGCUUAUGAGGAAUUAGUCGAAUAUCUUCUAAAAAAAUACAAAUAUAAUAGGAGACUGUUUUAUAAGCUGUGUAUAAUAACACUUAUUUCUACUUAAUAAUAAUAACAAUGUAAUUUUUUAAUCAGAAUACGGAAUAUGUCAAUGCGA